AUGUUACUCAGGCCAACAUUCCGGCUGAGCAGAACACUCUGCCAUUACAGUAGAGGAUACAAGACACAAGCCUGGUCAGAUGCAGCUCGUACCCGCAACGUCGGUAUCGUUGCCCAUAUUGACGGCGGGAAGACUACACUCACAGAAAGUCUUCUCUGUGCGUCUGGGAUACUGAAAAACAGAGGGAAUGUCGACGAGGGUACAACAAUCACUGAUUUUCUACCUGCAGAACGUGAACGCGGGAUAACGAUCCAAUCUGCGUCUGUACCGCUCGAAUGGAGAGACCACAGGAUUAACUUGAUAGACACGCCUGGACACGCAGACUUCGCAGUUGAAGUAGAGAGAGCAGUAAGGGUAUUAGAUGGUGGAAUUGUCGUACUCGACGCUGUAGAGGGUGUCGAAGCGCAAACGGAAGGCGUAUGGAAACAAGCGAAGAGAUACGAUCUCAACCCUAUGAUUCUAUUUAUUAACAAAAUGGACAGAAUUGGUGCAAACUUCAGCCAUUCUAUCAGAUCGACCAUCUCAAAAAUGCACACACGGCCUCUAGUAUUACAAUUACCUAUAUUCAACAAGAGCGGUGAUGGCCUUGACGGUGUAAUUGAUGUUUUGGGGGAUGCACCAGCUAGCACGCCCGCACAGGUACUCACUGAGAAACAAAGAGCACGGGAGUGUCUCAUAGAAUCCCUUUGUGAAGUCGAUAGCACACUUUGCGAUGAAUUUCUCGCUGUAGAAGAAUACGAUAAGGUGUCUGAUGAGCAGAUUAACCAAGCACUCCGGAGGAAGGUUUACAAGGGCGAAGUACUUCCAGUUUUAUGCGGGUCUGCCCUCAAGAAUAUUUCAGUCGAUAAGGUAUUGGACUCAAUAGUAAAUUAUCUGCCAUCACCAAAGGAUGUGCCUGCGUCACCCACAAUCAGUGGUGAGACUUACGCAAUUGGAGAUCCUAAAGUGAGCGCACUAGCCAUGGCUUUUAAGGUAGUCUGGGAUGCUCGCAAAGGGUGGCUCACCUGGGUGCGAGUUUAUGCCGGUUCACUCACCAAGCAGAAAACUCUCUGGAAUAGCACAAAUAACUCUAAGGAGCGCAUUAACAGACUACUUUUAAUGAGCGCAGAUGACAGCGUCGAAAUAGAUACACUUUAUGCUGGUCAAAUCGGUGUCUUGAUUGGUUGUAAGAAUACAAAGACAGGUGACACACUCACCGAUGCCCGCGACUCAAAGAUGACAAACGUCCAGCUGAGGAGCAUAACUAUACCUCCGCCUGUCUUUAGCGUCGCGAUCGAACCCGAGUCAUUGUCAGAUGAAGCUGCUGUCAGCGAGGCAUUGAAGUCGCUUGUACGUAGCGAUCCCUCACUUGUCAUCAGUGAAGCUUUCGAAAGCCACGCCGUAGGUGGAGAUGGUCAGACACUUCUUUCUGGACUUGGUGAACUUCACCUCGAGAUAAGCUACAGGAGAUUACGCGAAGAAUUCGGGGUUAGAUGCCGCAUGGGGCCAAUGCGAGUGGGGUACCUUGAGACACUUGCCAGUGAAACGAGUAUCACAAGAGACGAAGAGUAUGCACGCGAGGUGAAUAAAAAACCAACUCAAGCUGGUAUAACCAUAGAGAUAAGCAGAAGGGAAGAGUUCAGUGAGGAUGCUGGCAACAAUCUCGUUAUGGACAUUGGUGACCUCGGAAUGGAAUACCAAGAAGCUGUCAGAGCAGGUAUGUUGGCGGGUACAGCGCGUGGACCAACCCAAGGACAUCCAGUACGCGGAUUGGAGAUAAAGGUUUACAAUCCACGCAUAGUCGACAAAGACUUGUCACCACCAUCUGCCUUAACUGCUGCCGUGUCGCUCGCUAUUGUAAAGGCAAUAAGAGAGUUGGGUACCUCCAUAAUAGAACCUUUAAUGGACGUCUACAUAACAGCCUACGAAGCAGAUGUAGGACGGGUGAUUAGCGACGUGACGAGUAUUAGGAAUGGUAUAAUGAUGUCGAUGGAAGAGGAUAGUCAUUCUGAGGGUGUCGAUAGUGCUUCUAGUAGCUCAGUGUAUAUUCCGCCAGCAGUGGAAGCUUCAACGCGGUCAUUCGAAGGUGGUGACAAAGGGAACAGGAUGAAAGUGCAUGCACAAGUGCCACUAACUAAUAUGGUGGCAUAUUCAUCACACUUAAAUGCUUUGAGUGGUGGUAGCGGGACUUUUUCGAUGAAGGUCUGUGGAUGGAAGGAGACUACUAGUAGUCACACAGCUGUAUUGUAGAUAGAGAAAUGCAUAUAAAC
Wallemia mellicola CBS 633.66 is the source of this 2249-nucleotide messenger RNA. RefSeq names its product P-loop containing nucleoside triphosphate hydrolase protein. Gene Ontology annotation, cellular component: mitochondrion. The transcript is spliced from 2 exons. Gene Ontology annotation, molecular function: GTP binding; GTPase activity; translation elongation factor activity. Gene Ontology annotation, biological process: ribosome disassembly; mitochondrial translation. NCBI's taxonomy places the organism in Eukaryota, Fungi, Basidiomycota, Wallemiomycetes, Wallemiales, Wallemiaceae. The record is from RefSeq and is a predicted model, not a curated record. The coding region runs from base 1 to 2229 and encodes 742 amino acids.